Kluyveromyces marxianus DMKU3-1042 is the source of this 1077-nucleotide messenger RNA. RefSeq names its product Pdp3p (gene PDP3). Bases 1 to 1077 code for a protein of 358 amino acids. Lineage: Eukaryota; Fungi; Ascomycota; Saccharomycetes; Saccharomycetales; Saccharomycetaceae. The transcript has a single exon. The record is from RefSeq and is a predicted model, not a curated record.
AUGACUGAUCAAGAUUUGGUUACAGGAGAUUUGGUACUCUGCACCGUGGGAAGUUACGAGCCUUGGCCAGCUGUGGUGGUCCCACAGCGAGUUCUGAGUGAUAGCGUACUCAGUGCCAAAGAGAAUGACCAACAGGUGGCAGUAGCGUUUUUCAACGAUGCUACUUAUUAUUGGACUCGUCCAAAACAGCUUAAAAGGUUAAGCGAGGGGGACAUUAAGAGCUGGAUAAAGUCCCCUCCAAAGAGAAGCUCUAAGGAACUUAAGAAAGCCUACCACUUUGCAUCUGAAUACUCUACUUUACAGGAGUUCGUUCAGGAUAGAUUAACUCUUGAAGGAAGAGUGGAUGAUUUAGAGGAAAUAUCAGAGAUAGAGAUGGGCGAGGACCCUUUAAUUGCCCCACCAGUGGAUGUAGAUGAACCUGAAGAGCUGGAAAAACCAGCUAGCAAAAAACGUGGGAGGAGACAUCAUGCUGAUAGCGAUACAGAAGACAACGAUGAAACGGUCAACAACGGAAACGGCAAUGGGAACAAAGCUAAACAAAAACAGCAACAAACCCAAAAAUCAAAGCCAAAACAAGCCCCAAAAAAUGCAGCAGUUAAGAAAUCGUCCUCUCCCCUGUCUCCAGACUUGAAAAAGACAGCUGAUAGCUCACAAGACUUCAACUCUACCCUAACCUCCUCUGUUUCAGAUAUACAACAACAACAACAACAACAACAACCACCGCCAAAAAAACGCACAAAACUUGACUAUACACGUCGUGUCGAAAUUGCACAAAUAUUCAGGAACAAACUACAAAAAUGCUUGAUCCAAAGAGACACACCUCCUACAGAAGCAGAUCUUGCAGAGUCCGAGAAACUCAUAAGAAAAAUCCAAUCGCAUGCAAAAUCAUCUCCGGAAUUCUUCGACCUAGAAGCUCUCAAAAUAUCAAAAUUGCAUAAGCUACUAAAAGUCAUUAAGAACAUGCCAGAGUUGUCCCAAUUCCACGACUCCUGUACCGAAAUUCUGGACAUAUGGGCCCCACAUGUGCAGCAAAUCAAGAAGGAAAAAUUAACUCUUAAAGACCAAUUAUCUCAGUAA